GGAAUUUUGGCGGUCUGGCUGUAGAAAGGGAAGGAGUUCGGAGCCGGUUAAGCCAAGGUCCUGCAUCUCCUGCCGUCUCCUGGGCACCUGAUCCUGCUGCACAGCUCUCCAUCUCCACUGUUCUCUUGACAGCAUGGAUGUGGAGGAGGAUGAUUUGUCUCUGCUGACCGCACUGCUGGAGGAGAAUGAGUCGGCCUUGGACUGUAAUUCAGAAGAGAGUCAGCCCUUGACCCAGCAAGAUGGUGAACCUGAUGCAUUCGAUGAGCUCUUUGAUGCUGACGGUGAUGGUGAAUCUUACACAGAGGAGGCUGAUGAGGGUGAAGUGGAAAAGGCUGAAGACCAAAAGGAGAAUUUGGAUGCUCUCUUUGGAGACAUGGAUGACUUAGCAGAUGAGGAAGAAGCUCCUACAUCGCGAUCAACGCACAGCAGGGUCCUCCCUGGUCCUGCCCCCAGUCAAGGGAAAACGAAUCAGGAACUGCAAGAUGAAUUAAGGAAGUUGCAAGAGCAAAUGAAGUCCUUACAAGAACAGCUGAAACUAACUACAAUUAAACAGCCUGCAAGUCCAGCCCGUCUGCAUAAAACCCCAGAUAAGUCUCCACGUCCCCCUCUUAAGGAGAAGAAAGUUCAGAGAAUUCAGGAGUCGUCGCGCUUUUCUGCAGAGCUUGACGUCCCUACUCUACCAAAACCCAAGCGGGUGGCUCGGACACCCAAAGUUUCACCUGCAGAGCCCCAAAGCUCAUCUUUCAAGAUGACAAGUGCACCUUCCCAACCACUCCGAACAACUCCUGGGAACAAGCCUGGUGGGAUGACGAGGGAUCAGAGUGCAGGGACCCCCAGGAGCUCUGGGGAAACAACUCAGACAGUCUCCGUGGAAGCCUUCUCCGGCCUGAGGCUCAGGAAGCCUCGAGUAUCCUCCACAGAAAUGAACAAGAAAAUGACUGGCCGAAGACUGAUCAGACUAUCUCAGCUCAAGGAAAAGAUGGCAAGUGAGAAGCUGGAAGAAAUAGACUGGGUGACAUUUGGGGUCAUAUUGAAGAAAAUCACUCCACAGAGUUCUAACAGCGGGAAAACAUUUAGCAUCUGGCGACUGAAUGAUCUUCGUGACCUGACGCGGUACGUGUCACUGUUCCUCUUUGGAGAGGUUCACAAAGAACUGUGGAAGACUGAACAGGGUACUGUCGUAGGGCUGCUCAACGCGAACCCCAUGAAGCCCAAGGAUGGUUCAGAGGAGGUGUGCUUAUCUAUUGAUCAUCCUCAAAAGGUCUUAAUUAUGGGGGAAGCUCUUGACCUGGGAACCUGUAAAGCAAAGAAGAAGAAUGGAGAACCGUGUACACAGACUGUGAAUUUGAAUGACUGUGAAUACUGUCAGUAUCACAUCCAGGCCCAGUACAAGAGGCUCAGCGCCAGGCGAGCAGACCUGCAGUCCACCUUCUCCGGCGGCCGAAUUCCAAAGAAGUUUGCCCGCAAAGGCAUCAGCCUGAAAGAAAGGCUGUGUCAGGAUGGUUUUUACUACGGAGGAGUUUCUUCAGCCUCGUAUGCAGCCUCAGUUGCAGCUGCUGUCGCACCUAAAAAGAAGAUUCAAACCACUCUGACUAAUCUGGUGGUUAAGGGCACAGACUUGAUCCUUCAGGAAACUCAACAAAAACUCGGAGUACGCCAGAAGAGCUUGUCUUGCUCUGAGGAAUUCAGGGAACUGAUGGACUUGCCUACAUCUGGAGCCAGAAACUUGAAACAUCAUUUAGCCAAAGUCAAGUCAUCAGGGAUCAUGGGGAGCCCGAAACCUGCUUUCCAGUCUAUCUCGGCAUCAGCCUUCUUGAAGCAACAGAAGCAGCAUAUGUUAGAGUUGCGGAAAAAGAAAUCAGAAGAAAUACAGAAACGAUUUCUCCAAAGUGCGAGUGAAGUUGAGAGCCCAGCUGUGCCAUCCUCUUCUCGGCAGCCCCCUUCUUGGUCUCCACCAGCGGGGGCUGAGUUCCCCAAGCUGAAAGGAACCCCAGCCAUACAGAUGCCAAAGCUUGGAAGAGACAUCUCAGAAGGAGAUGAUGUCCUAUUUUUUGAUGAGUCACCACCACCAAGACCAAAACUGAAUAAGUUAGCAGAAGCCAAAAAGUUGGCUGCUAUAACCAAAUUAAGGGUAAAAGGCCAGAUUCUUACAAAAACAGACCCAAACAGCAUUAAGAAGCUAAAGGAACCCCAGGAUGUCCUGGAAGUGAAGGAACGUGUAGAAAAGAACAACACAUUUUCUCCUCAAGCUGAGGAUGAAUUGGAGCCUGCCAGGAAAAAAAGGAGAGAACAGCUUGCCUACCUGGAAUCUGAGGAUUUUCAGAAAAUUCUAAAAGCAAAAUCGAGGCACACGGGGAUCCUAAAAGAGGCCGAGGCUGAGCUGCAGGAACACUAUUUUGAGCCCCUGGUGAAAAAAGAACAAAUAGAAGAAAAGAUGAGAAACACCCGGGAAUUGAAAUGUCGAGUCGUGACGUGCAGGACGUGCGCUUACACCCACUUCAAGCCUCUGGAGACCUGCGUCAGCGAGCAGCACAACUACCACUGGCACGACAGUGUGAAGAGGUUUUUCAAGUGUCCCUGUGGAAACAGAACUGUCUCCCUCGGCAGGCUCCCCCAAAAGCACUGCAGUAAUUGUGGCCUCUUCAAGUGGGAACGGGACGGAAUGUUAAAGGAAAAGACAGGUCCAAAGAUAGGAGGAGAAACCCUGUUACCAAGAGGAGAAGAACACGCCAAAUUCCUGAAUAGCCUUAAAUAGCCCCGACUUCAAACAGGUAAAUAUCUAGGAGUGGGAUUCCUGUAAGUAUGUUUAGCUUUAUAAGAAACUGCUGGGGCUUCCCUGGUGGUGCAGUGGUUGAGAGUCCGCCUGUCGAUGCAGGGGACACGAGUUCGUGCCCCGGUCUGGGAAGAUCCCACAUGCCGUGGAGCGGCUGGGCCCGUGAGCCAUGGCCGCUGAGCCUGCACGUCCAGAGCCUGUGCUCCAUGGCGGGAGAGGCCACAACAGUGAGAGGCCCGCGUACUGCAAAACAAACAAACAAACAAAACUGCUGAACUGUUUUCCGAAGUGGCCUUUUACAUGCCCACUGAUGAUGCACCAGAGUUCCAUUUGCUCCACACCCUCAACAGUACUCGGUGUUGUCAGUCUUCUCAGUUUUAGCCAUUCCUGAUGGGUGUGUGGUGGUAUCUCAUUGUGGUUUUAAUUUGCAUUUCCCUCAUGACAUCUUUUCCUGUGCAAUUGGCCGUUGGUAUAUCUCUUUUGGUGACAUAUCUGUUUACUUAUUUACUGGGUUGAGUUGUAAGAAUUCUUUCUAUGUUCUGGAUACAAGUGCUUUUUGUGGAUAUAUAUAUGGUGAAUAUUUUCUCCCAAUUUGUGGCUUGCCUUUUCAUUUUUUUAAGUGUCUUUCAAAGAGCAUUUUUGUCAUUUUGGUGGAGCCCAUUUUAUCACUUUAUGGUUCAUGUGUUUUGUAUUCUAGCUAAGAAAUCUUUACCUGCCUUAAGAUCACAAAGAUUUUCUUCUAGAAUUUUUUAAUAUGGUUUUAGCUUUUACUAUUAGGUCUAUGAUCCAUUUCAGGUUAAUUUCUGUAUAAGCUGUGAGGUAAGGGUUGUGGGUCCUUGUUUUCCAAAUGGACAUUUAGUUGUUACGGCACCACUCAGUGAAAAGAUUAUAAUUUCCUCAUUGGAUUAUUUUCACUCCUUUGUCAAAAAUCAGUUGACCAUACAUUUUGGGGGUCUACUUCUGGACUUAGUGCUGUUAAAUUAAUCUGGAUGUCAUUCCUUAUGCCAGUACCAUUGUCUUAAUUACCGAAGCUAUAUAGUAAGUCUUGGAAUCAGGUAGUGUUAGUUCUCCAGCUUUGUUCUUUUUAAAAUUUGUUUUGGCAAUUCUAGGUCCUUUGCGUUUCAGUGUAAAUUUCUGAAUCAGCUUAUCAAUUUCUACCCCAGAAACCCUGCUGAAAUUUUUAUUAGGAUUGUGUUUAGUCUUUAAUAUUAAGAUUUUGUAUCUAUGAAUAUGCCUCUCCAUUUAUUUGGGUCUUCUUUAAUUUUCUCAGCAAUGUUUAGUGGUUUCAGUGUACAGAUUGUAUAUAUAUUUUGUCUUUAUUUUUAAAUAGUUUUGAUGGUGUCAUAAACGGUAUUUUUUUCCAUUUUAA
This is a messenger RNA of Orcinus orca (killer whale), 4142 nucleotides long. It is a transcript of the gene MCM10, whose product is annotated as minichromosome maintenance 10 replication initiation factor. Gene Ontology annotation, biological process: DNA replication initiation; DNA replication. The record is from RefSeq and is a predicted model, not a curated record. Gene Ontology annotation, molecular function: DNA replication origin binding; single-stranded DNA binding. NCBI's taxonomy places the organism in Eukaryota, Metazoa, Chordata, Mammalia, Artiodactyla, Delphinidae. Gene Ontology annotation, cellular component: nucleus; replication fork protection complex. The transcript is spliced from 21 exons. The coding region runs from base 134 to 2755 and encodes 873 amino acids.